Anopheles moucheti is the source of this 544-nucleotide messenger RNA. It is a transcript of the gene RpII18, whose product is annotated as DNA-directed RNA polymerases I, II, and III subunit RPABC2. Gene Ontology annotation, cellular component: nucleus; RNA polymerase I complex; RNA polymerase III complex. NCBI's taxonomy places the organism in Eukaryota, Metazoa, Arthropoda, Insecta, Diptera, Culicidae. Gene Ontology annotation, biological process: DNA-templated transcription. Gene Ontology annotation, molecular function: DNA-directed RNA polymerase activity; DNA binding. The record is from RefSeq and is a predicted model, not a curated record. The coding region runs from base 84 to 479 and encodes 131 amino acids. The transcript has 2 exons.
AGAAAGUAUCAACAAAGCAUCCGCGAGUAAGCGUGCAGUGGUUUUGUCGGGAAUAUUAAUCGAAAUUUGCACACUUUUACAUCAUGGAUGACGGUGAUUACGACCACGAUGAUGUCGGCGGGGAUGACUUCGACGAUGUCGAGGAGGAUGACAACAUGGACGAGCUGAACCAGGAGGAGGACGGAGACAACAUUGAGAUCAUCAACCCGGGCCAGGCCGGUGGUGGCGUUCCGAAGAACAAGCGCAUAACGACCAAGUACAUGACCAAAUACGAGCGGGCGCGAGUGCUCGGUACACGUGCGCUACAGAUUGCCAUGUGCGCUCCGAUCAUGGUGGAGCUGGAGGGUGAAACCGAUCCGCUUCAAAUAGCGAUGAAAGAGUUGAAACAGCGCAAAAUUCCCAUCAUCAUACGGCGCUACUUGCCCGACUCUUCGUACGAAGAUUGGAGCAUCGACGAGUUAAUCAUAAUUGAUCAUUAAGGAUAGUUUGUAAAAGGUUUAUAAAGUGAAAAUACACGGCCGAUAUGUGGAUUGGCAUUGGUGGU